This is a messenger RNA of Microthlaspi erraticum, 1680 nucleotides long. NCBI's taxonomy places the organism in Eukaryota, Viridiplantae, Streptophyta, Magnoliopsida, Brassicales, Brassicaceae. The record is from the annotation of a GenBank genome assembly.
AUGAAGGAAUUUAGACCUAUAAGCCUCUGCAAUGUGAGUUAUAAAAUCAUAUCAAAAAUCUUAUGCACCAGGCUUAAAAGAUUUCUCCCGAAGUUGAUAUCGGAGACACAAUCAGCCUUUGUGGCUCGUAGACUCAUCACCGAUAAUAUCCUUAUCGCUCAGGAAGCUUUCCAUGCACUAAGGACGAACCCCAUAUGCAAAGCUAAAUUCGUAGCGAUUAAGACGGACAUGAGUAAGGCCUACGAUAGAGUAGAAUGGACAUUCCUAAUAGGCCUCAUGCGAAAAUUGGGUUUUGACGAGAAAUGGAUCUCCUGGAUAACCGCAUGUAUCUCUUCUGUGUCAUACCAAGUGCUAAUCAACGGCGAAGCAAAAGGUCAUAUCAACCCGUCGAGAGGACUACGACAAGGGGAUCCAUUGUCCCCUUUCUUAUUUAUCAUUCUUACGGAAGCUUUAGUAGCUCAACUUCGAGGAGCGGAAGCGGAAGGACGCAUCACAGGGUUAAAAAUAGCACGAAACUGCCCCUCCAUUUCCCAUCUCCUCUUUGCCGACGAUAGUUUAUUCUUCUGUAAAGCUGAUGUCCUGCAAUGUGCAGAGUUAAUUCGUAUCAUCAAAUGUUAUGGGAAAGCAUCAGGCCAGGAACUGAAUGUCUCUAAAUCAUCAGUUUUUUUCGGAAGUAAGGUACCUCCGGAUACACGCAGAUCGCUGAAACUCGCACUAGGAAUCUCCAAAGAAGGUGGUAUGGGAAUGUACCUGGGUUUACCAGAAAAAAUAUGUGGAUCAAAGAAACAAGCAUUUGCGUUUAUUUUAGACCGACUGAGCAAGAGGAUAAAUUCGUGGUCAUCCAAACUUUUGUCAAACGGGGGCAAAGAAGUACUUAUUAAAUCAGUCGCUCAAGCCCUUCCCACAUAUGUGAUGUCUUGCUUCCUUUUACCACAAGAUAUCAUCAAGAAAAUUCAGGGCGCCAUUGCAAAGUUCUGGUGGAGUUCAAAACAAAACGGUCGAGGUUUACACUGGGUAGCAUGGGAUAAGAUAUGCUUACCCUUUGAAAAAGGCGGGCUGGGCUUCCGUGACCUUACGAACUUUAAUCUCGCUUUACUUGCGAAGCAAUUAUGGAGACUAAUACAUUAUCCAUCAUCUCUGUUAGCACGAAUCCUAAAAGAAAGAUACUAUCGGCAUACGAACCCUCUGGUGGUAGGUAAACCAAACUCACCUUCGUUUGGAUGGUCUAGCAUUCUGGCUUCGAGAGACUUACUAAAAACGGGUUUGAGAAAGACGAUUGGAUCGGGUGCAAAUACGUUUGUAUGGAGCGAGGCAUGGAUUCCGACUUGCCCACCGAGACCUCCAAGGAGCAGAAACAGCUACCAAGACCCAAAUCUCUUGUCUCCGGGUAUAUUCCCGUGUACGGUUCUGAAUAGCAACUUUGACUACUUGCUCUGGCGUGCGCAAGAAACAGGAAUAGCAGAAAAAAUCACUAUGAGCUUCCCGUGGAUCCUCUGGUACUUAUGGAAGGCUAGGAAUGAAAAGGUUUUCAAAAACAGAGAGAUACUGCCAACAAACACUCUUCAACUAGCUAAAGCAGAGGCAGAAAUUUGGUCUGUCGCUCAGUUAGUGGAGAAAACCAUGAGUGGAACUAUCGUGCAAUUAAGCCCUGUCCUAAGUGAUGGACCGGACCUUGCAUAG